Solanum pennellii is the source of this 884-nucleotide messenger RNA. RefSeq names its product nudix hydrolase 2-like. NCBI's taxonomy places the organism in Eukaryota, Viridiplantae, Streptophyta, Magnoliopsida, Solanales, Solanaceae. The record is from RefSeq and is a predicted model, not a curated record. Bases 1 to 840 code for a protein of 279 amino acids. Gene Ontology annotation, molecular function: ADP-ribose diphosphatase activity; NADH pyrophosphatase activity; NAD binding. The transcript has 8 exons.
AUGGAGAAAAUGUUGGUCCAAAUCAAUGGUGUUACUUAUAAGAUUCAUGAGCUUCUUCCGGCGAUUAACGAUGAACAUGGAGGUGUUAUUCUAAAAGUUGAGACUCCAAUGGAACCUAAUGUCUUUCAUUACAUGCUUAAACAUUCGAUAACAGAGUGGAAGAUGCAGGGAAAGAAGGGUGUAUGGAUUAAAAUCCCUAUUGAACUUGCAAAUUUGGUUCAGAUUGUAGUAAAGGAAGGGUUUUGGUAUCAUCAUGCAGAACCUGAUUACUUGAUGCUUGUGCAUUGGAUUGCUGAUAGUGAGAGUACUAUACCUGCAAAUGCCUCACACAAAGUCAGCAUUGGUGCUAUUGUACUCAAUCACAAAAGAGAGUUGCUUGUUGUUCAAGAGAAUAUUGGCAGAUUAAAAGGAAGUGGUAUCUGGAAGAUCCCUACUGGUACUCUUGAGGAGGGUGAGAGUAUAUUUGAAGGUGCAAUAAGGGAGCUAAAAGAAGAAACAGGAAUUGACACAGAAUUUAUGGAAGUGCUUGCAUUCAGGCAAAUACCCAAGUCAUUUUUUAACAAGUCAGACUUAUUCUUCCUUUGCAUGAUGCGUCCAUUAUCAUUUCACAUCCAAAAGCAAGACUUAGAAAUUGAGGCCGCUCAGUGGAUGGCAUUUGAAGAAUAUGCUAAUCAACCUUUAAUUCAAAAAGAUGGUCUUUCAAAGUACAUUAGAGAUUUAUGUUUAGCAAAAUCAGAAGGUGAUUACCAAGGAUUUACUCCAAUGACAAUAACAUCAUCAGUCAUUGAUGAUCAUAUUAGUUCCCUUUAUUUUCUUAAGGAUGCUCUUCACCAGGAUUAAUAAUUAAUUACUUCUAUUUUACCUAAUUUGUUACAAGUACUAAU